AUGGGUAAACAGAACAGCAAGUUGACACCUGAGGUGAUGGAAGACCUGGUGAAGAACACAGAGUUCAAUGAGCACGAACUAAAGCAGUGGUACAAGGGCUUUCUCAAAGACUGCCCUACCGGAAGGCUCAACCUGGAGGAGUUCCAGCAGCUUUACGUAAAGUUCUUCCCGUAUGGUGAUGCCUCUAAGUUCGCACAACAUGCCUUCCGUACAUUUGACAAGAACGGCGACGGCACCAUUGACUUCCGAGAGUUCAUCUGCGCGUUGUCUAUCACGUCACGCGGCAGCUUUGAGCAGAAGCUCAACUGGGCCUUCAACAUGUAUGACCUGGAUGGAGAUGGCAAGAUCACCAGGGUUGAGAUGCUGGAGAUCAUUGAGGCUAUCUACAAAAUGGUGGGAACAGUGAUCAUGAUGAAGAUGAAUGAGGACGGCCUGACCCCGGCACAGAGGGUAGACAAGAUCUUCAGCAAAAUGGAUAAGAACAACGACGAUCAGAUCUCGCUGGAGGAGUUCAAGGAAGCGGCCAAGAGCGACCCUUCCAUCGUGCUGCUGUUGCAGUGUGACAUGCAGAAGUGA
Molecule: messenger RNA, 576 nt
Organism: Nerophis lumbriciformis (worm pipefish)
Lineage: Eukaryota; Metazoa; Chordata; Actinopteri; Syngnathiformes; Syngnathidae
Source: RefSeq, a predicted model, not a curated record